AUGCCUCGACCGGGGAAGAACUCAUACAGUGACCAGAAGCCACCAUAUUCCUAUAUUUCUUUGACUGCCAUGGCCAUCCAGAGCUCCACUGAGAAAAUGCUACCUCUUAGUGACAUCUAUAAGUUCAUCAUGGACAGGUUCCCAUACUACAGAGAAAAUACCCAGAGGUGGCAGAAUUCUCUGAGACACAACCUAUCCUUCAACGACUGCUUUAUCAAGAUCCCAAGAAGACCUGAUCAGCCAGGAAAGGGGAGCUUCUGGGCUCUGCACCCUGACUGUGGAGACAUGUUUGAAAAUGGAAGCUUCCUAAGGAGGAGAAAGAGAUUUAAGGUGCACAGGGCAGAACAGUUAGCUUCUAAAAAUCACCAAAUGAUUCAUUAUUUCCAUCAGCCACACAACCAAACCAAACUGGGUCAUCCAACUUCUGAUGGCCCGGCAGGAGCUGGAAUUGGAAGACUCCCCCACUUCCAGCCAUACAAUCAGUCCUCCGGAUUUAAGCAUCCAUUUGCAAUAGAGAACAUUAUUGGCAGAGAUUAUAAGGGGGUGAUGAGUAGUGGUCUACCUUUAGCGUCUAUGAUGCAUCACCUGGGAUAUCCUGUACCCAGUCAACUUAGCAACAUGGUUAGCUCCAUGUGGCCACAUGUUGGCAUGAUGGACUCUAUGACAAGCAUGGCAAUGACACAAGAGUAUGGACAUUUCGGGGUACCCAUGAAAACAAUAUGUCAUGCCCCUACUCAGACAAUUCCAGCAGUGCCUGUGCCUAUUAAGCCAACAGCGUCGCUCCCAUUGGUAUCUGCUCUCCCAAAUCUGACUGUGAAUCCCUCUAGUAUGUGCUCCCCAACUGCUGCUGUGGCGCCCCCACUGCUGGAGCCAUCACCGGGCAGUCACUCAGACUGCAAGACUGCUAUGCUGCAUUCUGUACUGGCCCACUCAUAG
This is a messenger RNA of Bufo bufo (common toad), 936 nucleotides long. RefSeq names its product forkhead box B2 (gene FOXB2). The record is from RefSeq and is a predicted model, not a curated record. The coding region runs from base 1 to 936 and encodes 311 amino acids. Gene Ontology annotation, biological process: cell differentiation; anatomical structure morphogenesis; regulation of transcription by RNA polymerase II. Lineage: Eukaryota; Metazoa; Chordata; Amphibia; Anura; Bufonidae. The transcript has a single exon. Gene Ontology annotation, molecular function: DNA-binding transcription factor activity, RNA polymerase II-specific; RNA polymerase II cis-regulatory region sequence-specific DNA binding.